Messenger RNA from Cetraspora pellucida, 1053 nucleotides. NCBI's taxonomy places the organism in Eukaryota, Fungi, Glomeromycota, Glomeromycetes, Diversisporales, Gigasporaceae. The record is from the annotation of a GenBank genome assembly.
AUGAAUUCCAACCAGGUUGAGAUAACAGCUAAUAAUAAUGAAAGCAUUCAAGAAAAAAAGUACAUAAUCAUGAACCUGAAAGAAGAAUGGGAACUGGUAGAGACUCGUCUACUAGCUCGGAAUAGGAUGACUUUAAUUCAUCUAGUAGCGUCAACAUUCACUGUAGCUUUUGGAACAAUUUUAUAUUUCCUUGAGAAAUAUAAUCGUACUGAUAACGUUUUGAACAUUAUAACUUCGAGUAUUGCCGCUACUGGUGGCCUUCUAGCUCUUAUAAAAAGUAUUGGUGAAAAAGUCAAUGUCUCAUCAUUAGUUCAAGCUACUAAAAAGGUCGUUGAUACAGGUGGUGCUUUCAUACCUAUGUUGAUAGCUAUAUCCGAUGAUCAAUUAAAGGCCUUAUCUACUAAAAGGCACAAAGAAUAUAUAAAUUUUUUAAAGCGUAUUAAUAUUCUUGUCGAACUUGAAUGGAAUUGGGCUAUAUGGUUUGGCGUUGGAACUUCUUCUUAUGUUAUCAUUUCUGCAAUCAUUGCGAUUUUAGUCAAUACCGGUCAUUUAAAUAAUGUUGCAUCUAAUAUCGAUCGACAUUUGGCUGUAAGCAUUGUCGUUGUUGGUGUGGUAUGGCUUUUCUACGUUCUGUUUCUACAUAUUAUAAAGUUCAUCAAUACUGCAAGCAAUGUUCAUUGGAGUUCAAAAGGCGACUUUGAAGGAUUUUGUUACAAUAUUUAUUUAGCAGUAUUGUAUAUACCCAUGAUAAUACCCACUUUGCCCUGGGUAGGGUAUUUUUUUUUUAUGAGAAGAAUGUAUGUAAUUAAAUGGGCAGAAGAAAGUGAAUUUGAUAAAGUUGUAUUCUUUGGAAAUGAGAAAGAAAGAGUUAAAGAAAUGUUGAAUAUUACAAAUUUUUUUAAUCCAAAAUAUCUCUGCUGCAUUUUCCAGAAGGCAAUUCUAAAAAUGAAAACUGACUAUAAAUUCAUUUUUGAAUUUAUAGAAUUAACUGAGGAUCAAAGAAAUGAACUUAGACGACUUAUGUGUGGGUUGGAAGGCAAAGAUGAUUUUUAA